Messenger RNA from Yamadazyma jaroonii, 744 nucleotides. Lineage: Eukaryota; Fungi; Ascomycota; Pichiomycetes; Serinales; Debaryomycetaceae. The record is from the annotation of a GenBank genome assembly.
AUGGCUAAAGUAGUUAAGUCUAAAGGUAAAUCCGUCCCAGCCAAGGGUAAAACCACUAAACCUGUCAAAGAACCUGUCCAAGAUAAACAAGAAAGUGAAUUAGAUAAAGAUGAAAUUGUUUUAAGUGAAGAAAGUGAUAGUGAAAGUGAAGAAAUUGAAGAAAGUGAUGUUGAAUUAAGUGAUGAGGAAUCAGAAAAUGACGAAGAAUCUAGUGAAGAAGAUGUUGAAAUCAAAGGUUUAGAAGAAACUAAUAAACACGUCGUCAUAAAACCAAGUAAAAAAGUUGAAGUCACCAAGAAUAAAGAUAAAAAAGGUGUGAUAUACUUAGGUAGAAUACCUAAUGGAUUUUAUGAAGAAGAAAUGCAAAAAUAUUUCAAACAAUUUGGUAACAUAACUAGAUUGAAAUUAUCAAGAAAUAAGAAAACGGGUAAAUCAAAACAUUAUGGGUUCAUAGAAUUCGAAAACUUCCAAGUUGCCAAAAUUGCCAGUGAAACUAUGAAUAAUUAUUUAAUUUUUGGUCAUUUAUUGAAAUGUUAUCUUGUUGAAGAUACUUCCAAAUAUGAUUUGAUCUUCAGUAAUAAUAAAUUCAAGAUCAUACCAUGGAAAAGCAUAAGUAAAUUCAGAAAUGAUAAACCAAAGGAAUUAAAACAUUUACAAAAAUUAGACAAAGCAUUUAAAGGUAAAAAUUUGAAAAGGGCUGAAAUUUUAAAGAAAAAGGGUAUCAACACAGAUUAUUUAAACUAA